AGGAGAACAUCACGGAAAUUGUAAAUGGCUGAUAUUUUUCAUCCUAACAACAACAGCAAGAGCAAGAAUGGAGGUCUUAGGGUUUCAGUGUGUGCCGGUGCUCAAGAAGACGAACUCGAACAUUCGUUUGUCUCUAGAGAAGGCAGCCAGUACAGUCUCACCACCGGAAUAUUACCGUCUCUCGGCUCCACUACUAGCAACCGCCGGAUCAAACUUCGUAACUUCAUCAUCUCCCCUUACGAUCGUCGUUACAGGGCAUGGGAGACAUAUCUAGUUGCGUUGGUACUAUACACUGCAUGGGUGUCUCCAUUCGAAUUCGGUUUCCUGGAAAAACCAGAGAGACCGCUAUCAAUCAUUGAUAACAUUGUCAAUGGGUUCUUUGCCAUUGAUAUUAUCCUUACGUUCUUUGUAGCAUACCUCGACAAAAGUACCUAUCUUCUUGUGGACGACCCGAAACAGAUUGCUAAGAGGUAUAUAAUGACUUGGUUGGCAUUUGAUGUCAUCUCCACAAUCCCUUCUGAACUAGCCAGCAAAAUACCCUCUGGAUCCUUGCAAUCAUAUGGAUUAUUCAACAUGUUUAGAUUAUGGCGUUUGCGCAGAGUUAGCGCCAUGUUUGCCAGAUUGGAGAAAGAUAGGCACUUCAACUACUUCUGGGUUCGAUGUGCGAAGCUUAUCUUCGUUACCAUCUUUGCAGUACACUGCGCCGGUUGUUUCUACUAUUAUCUUGCUGCUGAUUAUCCUAACCCGUCUGGGACCUGGAUAGGGACUGAUAAUCCGAGUUUCAAAGACCAGCGUUUGUGGGAUCGUUACGUGACAUCAAUGUAUUGGUCCAUCACAACUCUGACAACCGUUGGAUAUGGCGAUUUGCAUGCUCAAAAUCGACGUGAGAUGAUAUUUGUCAUAUGCUACAUGCUUUUCAACCUCGGAUUGACUUCAUAUCUCAUAGGAAAUAUGACCAAUUUGGUUGUCCACGGUACCAGUAAAACACGUCAAUUUAGAGAUACGAUUCACGCAGCAUCGAGUUUUGCGCAUAGGAAUCACUUGCCUGUACGGUUGCAAGAUCAGAUGCUUUCACAUUUGUAUUUGAAGUUUAGAACCGACUCAGAGGGUCUUCAACAACAAGAGACUAUCGAGUCACUACCGAAAGCCAUUCGCUCAAGCAUUUCCCAUUAUCUGUUCUAUUCACUUCUCGACAAAGCCUACUUGUUUAAUGGUGUGUCCGAUGAUGUGCUCUUUCAGCUGGUCUCGGAAAUGAAAGCUGAAUACUUUCCUCCAAAAGAAGAUGUUAUUUUGCAGAAUGAAGCACCUACAGAUUUCUACAUACUUGUUACAGGAGCAGUGGAACUGCUUGUUAUGAAAAAUGGAGUUGAACACGUCGUAGGCGAAGCAAGACCCGGUGAUCUUUGUGGUGAGAUCGGGGUUCUUUGCUACAGACCUCAACUAUUCACAGUGCGCACCAAAAGAUUAAGCCAGUUAUUACGGUUGAACCGGACAACGUUCUUGAACAUCGUUCAAAGCCAUGUCGGUGAUGGGACCAUUAUGAUGGACAAUCUCCUCAAGCAUUUGAAAAACUUAAACGAUCCGCUUAUGGAAGGAAUCUUGUUAGAGACAGAGAAAAUGCUGGCUCAUGGGAGGAUGGACUUGCCGUUAAGUCUGUCGUUUGCUACACGUAGAGGUGAUGAUCAGUUGUUGCAAAAGUUGUUAAAGAAAGGUCUUGAUCCAAACGAAUCGGACAACAAUGGAAGAACUGCUUUGCACAUAGCAGCGUCACAAGGAAGUGAGAACUGUGUGGUUUUGCUGCUAGAUUAUGGAGCAGAUCCAAAUUGCACAGAUUCAGACGGGAAUGUUCCAUUAUGGGAGGCUAUGAUGGGUAACCACGAAACAGUAAUCAGGCUUUUGGCGGAUAACGGGGCCACCCUAUCAACAGGUGAUGUUGGACAGUUUUCUUGCGUUGCAGCCGAGCAGAACAACUUAGAUUUGCUCAAGCGAAUCAUUCGUCAUGGAGGAGAUGUCACGCGUGCCAGAAAUGAUGGAUCGACGGCUCUUCACGUUGCAGUUGGUGAAGGUAACACCGAGAUGGUGAAAUUUCUGUUAGACCAAGGAGCCAACAUUGACCAACAAGAUCAUCUCGGUUGGACCCCCCGAGACUUGGCUGACCAACAAGGACACGAAGAAAUAAAAACCAUAUUUCUAUCCUUCAAAUUACCAGAUGACCACCAGUUCACCAGACCACCACCGCUUGCGACGAUCCCUGAGAAGAAACGUGUUCGUGAUUCUGCACGUAUGAAAUUUCUUGGCAGGUUUAAAAGCGAGCCGAUGAUGAUCCAAUCCGGUCUUCAAGAUGCAGAUGACGGGUCUUGGAGCCGAUCACGCCGGAGACGAAGAAGAGGUGAUAGUUUCCAUAACUCACUUUUUGGGAUAAUGUCGAAUGCUCGAGAGGGUGAGAACAGUAUCGACUUAGUGUCACCGAGGCCUAAAAGCAUAGCUGUUUCAGUUGGCGGGAGGGAAAACCCCGGUCGGGUAGUUGUAAGUUGCCCUGAGAAAGGAGACGUUGGAGGGAAACUUGUCAUGUUACCGAGAAGCUUCCAGGAGUUACUGGAUAUUGGUGUAAAGAAGUACGGUUUUUUGGCAUCAAAGGUCCUAAACAAAGAUGGGGCGGAAGUAGACGGAAUAGAAGUAGUUAGGGACGGUGAUCAUUUGAUAUUCGUUAGUGAUUCUAGCCGGACGGUUGAGGAAUCAAAUUAACAAGAUGGUGAAAAUCUAAAAGAUAACACCAUCAGUUCUAAUCAGUGUAUUUGUUUAUCUCUUGGUUUAUAAGUUUCUUACUAAUAUAAUGAGGGCUAUUUUAGUUACCA
Molecule: messenger RNA, 2855 nt
Organism: Helianthus annuus (common sunflower)
Lineage: Eukaryota; Viridiplantae; Streptophyta; Magnoliopsida; Asterales; Asteraceae
Product: potassium channel AKT1
Exons: 10
Coding region: 25-2745 (906 amino acids)
Biological process (GO): transmembrane transport; potassium ion transport
Cellular component (GO): membrane
Molecular function (GO): protein binding; voltage-gated potassium channel activity
Source: RefSeq, a predicted model, not a curated record